AUGGUUGCUAAACGAAGACCGCUGUCAUUUCUGCACGUUUAUCAUCACAUUGUGACAUUGGCAUUAGUUUAUGUUGCACUGUGUGACAAGAUGUCACUUCAAUGGGUGGCUGUAGUGACUAACGGAUAUAUUCAUGUUUUGAUGUAUUAUUAUUACUCACAAGCUGCUGUUGGUGUGAAUGUCAGUUGGAAGAAAUAUUUAACAAUUUUGCAAAUUGCUCAAUUUGUGCUAGAUUUGGUGGUACCUCAAAUUUAUCUGUAUUAUGUCUAUGUUGCUGAAGUGAAAUGUGGAGGAAGUGAAGAAGUGUUAUGGCUUGGGGUGGCUGUGAUUUUAUCCUUCCUAUUGCUAUUUCUUCAAUUUUAUGUCUCUACUUAUCGAAACAAUGCCGACAGAAAAAAGAUAUAA
Messenger RNA from Naegleria fowleri, 405 nucleotides. RefSeq lists its product as uncharacterized. The transcript has a single exon. The record is from RefSeq and is a predicted model, not a curated record. NCBI's taxonomy places the organism in Eukaryota, Heterolobosea, Eutetramitea, Acrasida, Naegleriidae. Gene Ontology annotation, cellular component: endoplasmic reticulum membrane. Gene Ontology annotation, molecular function: fatty acid elongase activity. The coding region runs from base 1 to 405 and encodes 134 amino acids. Gene Ontology annotation, biological process: fatty acid elongation, saturated fatty acid; very long-chain fatty acid biosynthetic process; sphingolipid biosynthetic process.